AUGCUUUUCAAACUCCCACUUCUCUCAUCAAACGAGUCAUCAAUGCCAUUUGUCAUUCCGAUUGACGCUUGGAACCGCUUCUUUGGCUCUAGAAAUAUGAAUGAGGUGAACAGCAGCUGGUUUGCCAAGUACUAUCAGAUCAAAAUUGACAUCGGAAAGCGCUCGUCUCCCAAUAUGGUCAACUUUAUCAAUGUCACGUUGCGCGGUAAAUUCAAUGACAUUCGCAGAGCAGCCGCCAAAAUUGUCAAUGUCAUUUUGUAUGACUUGCCUCCGCAAUUUGUUACGAGAUACAGCGUUUAUUACCCGGUAACUGAUAUUCAGGUAGCGUAUUUGUAUAACGACCAGCUAAUGGAAAAAAUGGACAUAAUGUUCAAAUGCGUCUGCAACGUUUUGGUUAUUGAGAAGAGUAAGGAGACGGUCUACUACGUGAGUAUCUACGGCAAAAUCGACAGAUUGCUUCAGGCGACUCUCCACCUACGUGAUGCGCUUGCGUACUAUGAUCGCUACGAAGAGCGCGUCAAGGAAGAAGAGCGCAUCGAACGCAAUUGCCUGAAGGUCAUCGAAAAGCAGAGAAAACGUGCUGAGAAGGAUGCUCGUCGUUGCAACUCCAAAGUUUACAAAAUCUGCAAGAAGGCUGCUCAUUUUUUUCUUAAUAGCUUCAAUUAA
This is a messenger RNA of Caenorhabditis bovis, 666 nucleotides long. NCBI's taxonomy places the organism in Eukaryota, Metazoa, Nematoda, Chromadorea, Rhabditida, Rhabditidae. The record is from the annotation of a GenBank genome assembly.